Messenger RNA from Acanthosepion pharaonis, 1467 nucleotides. Lineage: Eukaryota; Metazoa; Mollusca; Cephalopoda; Sepiida; Sepiidae. The record is from the annotation of a GenBank genome assembly.
AUGCACGGGUAUCUGCUAGUAUCUAUCUAUCUAUCUAUCUAUCUAUCUAUCUAUCUAUCUAUCUAUCUAUCUAUCUAUCUCUCUCUAUAUAUAUACUAUUAUUAUUAUUAUAUAUAUGAUUGCACAUGCAUGUGUAUAUUUACCAUUAAUAUUAUCUAUCUAUCUAUCUAUCUAUCUAUCUAUCUAUCUAUCUAUCUAUCUAUCUAUCUAUCAGCAUUAACUCUAUCUAUCUAUCUCAGUCUGUUCAUAUCUAUCUAUCUAUCUAUCUAUCUAUCUAUCUAUCUAUCUAUCUAUCUAUCUCAGUCUGUUCAUAUCUAUCUAUCUAUCUAUCUAUCUAUCUAUCUAUCUCAGUCUGUUCAUAUGUAUCUAUCUCAGUCUAUUCAUAUCUAUCUAUCUAUCUAUCUAUCUAUCUAUCUAUCUAUCUAUCUAUCUCAGUCUGUUCAUAUCUAUCUAUCUAUCUAUCUAUCUAUCUCAGUCUAUUCAUAUCUAUCUAUCUCAGUCUAUUCAUAUUCAUCUAUCUAUCUAUCUAUCUAUCCAUCUAUUCAUCUAUCUAUCUCAGUCUAUUCAUAUCUAUUUAUCUCAGUCCAUUCAUAUCCAUCUAUCUAUCCAUCUAUCUAUCUAUCUAUCUAUCUAUCCAUCUAUCUAUCGCAGUCUGUCCACAUCUAUUUAUCUCAGUCUAUUCAUAUCCAUCUAUCUAUCUAUCUAUCUAUCCAUCUAUCUAUCCAUCUAUCUCAGUCUGUUCAUAUCCAUCUAUCUAUAUCUAUCUAUCCAUCUAUCUAUCUAUCUCAGUCUGUUCAUAUGUAUCUAUCUCAGUCUAUUCAUAUCUAUUCAUCCAUCUAUCUAUCCAUCCAUCCAUUCAUCUAUCCAUCUAUCUAUCUCAGUCUGUUCAUAUUCAUCUAUCUAUCUAUCCAUCUAUCUAUCCCAGUCUGUUCAUAUGUAUCUAUCUCAGUCUAUUCAUAUCAUUCAUCUAUCUAUCCAUCUAUCUAUCUAUCUAUUCAUCUAUCUAUCUAUCUCAGUCUGUUCAUAUCCAUCUAUCUAUCCAUCUAUCUAUCUAUCUCAGUCUAUUCAUAUUCAUCUAUCUCAGUCUAUUCAUAUCUAUCUAUCUAUCUAUCUAUAUCUAUCUAUCUAUCUAUUCAUCUAUCUAUCUAUCUAUCUAUCUCAGUCUGUUCAUAUCUAUCUAUCUAUCUAUCUAUCUAUCUAUCUAUCUAUCUCAGUCUAUUCAUAUCUAUUUAUCUCAGUCUAUUCAUAUCUAUCUAUCUAUCUAUUCAUAUCUAUCUAUCUAUCUAUCUAUCUAUCUAUCUCAGUCUGUUCAUAUCUAUUUAUCUCAGUCUAUUCAUAUCUAUCUAUCUAUCUAUCUAUCUAUCUAUCUAUCUCAGUCUGUUCAUCUCAGUCUGUUCAUAUCUAUCUAUCUAUCUAUCUAUCUAUCUAUCUAUCUAUCUAUCUAUCUAUCUAAGUUUGACAAUAUAG